CCAGGGUCAGAGGGUGGUUCCUGUUGGACUCCUACCUUCCCACCUUUUUCCUGACUGGAGCAUACCUACUCUGCAUAUGGCUGGGCAACAAGUUCAUGAGGAACAGGCCUCCUUUCUCCCUCAGGGCUCACCUCAUUGUCUAUAACCUUGGGAUUACCCUGCUCUCCUUGUACAUGCUCAUAGAGCUCAUCCUUGCCACAUGGGAAGGAGGCUACAACUUGCAGUGCCAGAACCUCCACAGUGCAGGGGAAGCUGAUAUCAGGGUAGCCAAGGUGCUGUGGUGGUAUUAUUUUUCCAAAGUAAUUGAAUUCAUGGACACUAUCUUCUUUGUCUUGAGAAAGAAAAGCAGCCAGAUCACCUUCCUGCACGUGUACCACCACGCCACCAUGUUCAACAUCUGGUGGUGUGUUCUGAACUGGAUUCCCUGUGGGCAAAGUUUCUUUGGCCCCACUUUGAACAGCUUUAUCCACGUGCUCAUGUACUCUUACUAUGGACUCUCAGUCAUCCCUUCCAUGCGCAAGUAUCUCUGGUGGAAGAAGUACCUCACCCAGGCACAGCUGAUCCAGUUUCUGCUGACCAUUGUGCACACCCUCAGUGCAGCUGUGAAGCCCUGUGGAUUCCCCUUUGGCUGCCUCAUGUUCCAGUCCUCCUACAUGGCCACGCUGGUCGUUCUCUUCAUAAACUUCUACAUUAAGACGUACCGGAAAGCACCUUCAAGAACAGCUGUGAAGGAAAGCCCUGCCCCAACAGAACUCAAGAAUGGUUUCCACAAGGACUACUUUGCUGCUGCCAAUGGAUUCCUGAGCACUAAGAAAGCACAAUAAAUAUUUCCUGUGACUUUUUUCUAA
Molecule: messenger RNA, 848 nt
Organism: Merops nubicus (carmine bee-eater)
Lineage: Eukaryota; Metazoa; Chordata; Aves; Coraciiformes; Meropidae
Gene: ELOVL2
Product: ELOVL fatty acid elongase 2
Exons: 6
Coding region: 96-824 (242 amino acids)
Biological process (GO): fatty acid elongation, polyunsaturated fatty acid; sphingolipid biosynthetic process; fatty acid elongation, saturated fatty acid
Cellular component (GO): endoplasmic reticulum membrane
Molecular function (GO): fatty acid elongase activity
Source: RefSeq, a predicted model, not a curated record